Molecule: messenger RNA, 1098 nt
Organism: Arabidopsis arenosa
Lineage: Eukaryota; Viridiplantae; Streptophyta; Magnoliopsida; Brassicales; Brassicaceae
Source: the annotation of a GenBank genome assembly
AUCUCUGAUUGGUAGUAACUAGUAACAGUUUACAUUUCGCACAUAACUCUCCCUCUGUCUUCCACCAUCAUCUCUCUUCUGUGAUUCAGACACACAAAGCCCUAAAUUUCAAGCUUUGUCAGUCCAUCUUACCUUAUCUCACCAGCUUCUCCAUAUCUCUCAAAGAAGUAACAAACCCUAUAAAUUCCACAAAAAGGAGGAUGGAUAACUCCGACAUUCUAAUGAACAUGAUGAUGCAGCAAAUGGAGAAGCUUCCUGAACACUUCUCUAACUCAAACCCUAACCCUAAUUCCCAUAACAUUAUGAUGCUCUCAGAAUCCAACACCCACCCGUUCUUCUUCAACCCCACUCAUACUCAUCUCCCAUUUGACCAAACCAUCCCUCACCACCAACCCGGUUUAAGUUUCCGGUACGCUCCCUCCACGUCAUCAUCUCUCCCGGAUAAGAGAGGAGGCUGCAGCGACAACGCCAACAUGGCGGCGAUGAGAGAGAUGAUCUUUCGAAUAGCCGUGAUGCAGCCUAUACAUAUUGAUCCGAAAUCCGUGAAGCCACCGAAGAGAAAGAACGUGCGAAUCUCUAAGGAUCCACAGAGCGUUGCGGCUCGGCAUCGAAGGGAGAGGAUAAGCGAGCGGAUUCGGAUUCUUCAGCGGCUUGUCCCCGGUGGGACUAAGAUGGAUACGGCGUCAAUGCUCGAUGAGGCUAUCCAUUACGUUAAGUUUCUCAAGAAGCAAGUGCAGUCGCUGGAGGAACAUGCGGUGGUUAACGGCGGAGGAAUGACGGCGGUGGCCGGAGGAGCACUUGCGGCUACUGUUGGUGGGGGAUAUGGAGGAAAAGGGUGUGGGACUAUGCGGUCUGAUCAUCACCAGAUGCUUGGAAAUGCACAGAUUCUUAGAUGAUGACUUUUAAAUAUAUAUCAUAUAUUUAUUAAUAUGCCGGAAACAAAUAUUAUCGAGGGAGUUGAAUUUAGUGUCAUGAAACUCUUGAGAGUAUUUUAAAAUGUUUUUAUCUUUCCGGGUUUCGAUAAUGUUUGGGAUGGUUAAUUAACAAUUUUAAAAAGUCAGACAACUUGGUUGUAAAGAAUAAAUUUAGUAAUAGUAC